UCAAAUUUUUUCAUACUUGUCGCGCGCACGUUUUCCUUCGAGUCGUCCUUCCUAAAAUCGUUCCGAAAAAAAUGUCCCUCGUGCCGGUUCCCGUGUGCUCCGGCUGCGGCCAAGUGGCCGCCGUUUCGAUUUCCUGCUCGACCUGCUGCCUGCUGUGCUGCGCAACGUGCUUUGGCCUUACGAGCAGCGACUUUGGUGGCGAAGCCCGGCUCCUCUCGUUGCUGUCGGUUCGCGUCUGCUCCAUGUGCUCGGAACCGGUCCCGUUGAAGGCUCCGGAGCAGGUUGGAGCGGCCCCGGCGGUGGUUCCCGAUGAGGGUGCGACCGAUUCGACGGAGGUUUCGGAGGAGGUUCCGACCGCUCCGUCUUCGAAUCCGGAGCAGGCACCGACACCGGCCAUCUCCGAAAGUGAGGCGCCCUCCACGGCGGCUGAUAAAGGAAUCGUCGGAAAGGACGAUCAAGUUCGUGUUCCGGAACCGGUGGUGGUCAAACGGGAACGCUGCUGGAUUCACGGCAAGGAUCUGAAGCUGUUCUGUCUGCAGUGUGACGAGUGCAUCUGCGGGGAGUGCUUUCUGGACGCGGGUGGCCACAUGCGCCACCAGAUCGAUUUCGUCGAGGCCGUUUACAAGGAGAAGAGAGCGGAAACGGAGCGCAAGCUGGCCGCGCUGGAUGAAAAGGUUAAACACCUAAAGCAGGACGUGGUCCAGGUCGUGAAGAAUCUGGAGAUUGUCGAGGUUGCGGAGCGAGAUGUUUUGGGCGAAAUUGAGGCCGUAUGUGAGGAAGCAAAGGAGGGCAUUGCCAGGUUGACUGGCCAGCGGAAGAGGGUGCUGAAGAUACAGGCAGAGCUUCCGGCUAAGAAGCAAAAGCUAAACGAGGUGCUGACGCAGAUGGUCGAGAAGUUGCCGCCGGAGGAGUUUUUCAAGCAGCAACCGCAGGUGGAGAAGCAGUGCGACGAAAUUUCUCAGUGCAUUCCGGUGAGCACCUUCCAGCCGGUGGAGUUUGAGGACAUUGGUUGCGAACUGAUCCCGGCGUAUGAGAUGCAAACCUGUACGCUGGUCAACUUUGACCGGGUGUGCUUUGGCUGGCCGAAGCACUUUACCACGGACAGCGACGUGCUGUGGAACGUGUUUCUCCACCGGAAGGGUGACGACCUGUUCAUCAAGGUGUUCACCGCCAACGAGGCGGCCGUCCAGUUCCCAUACAAAGUGCUGGUGGUGAUCCCGCACGCAGAUUUACAGAAAACCAUUCAGCGAAAAUUCACCGUUUGUGGCGACCCAAAAGAGCAGGUCAUCGCCUCGUACGCUGCCCUCUUCAACGAGGGGUUCGUCAGCCCAAACAAUGAACUCCUCAUCAAGGUGGGCGUCCGACCGGCAAACAUCAUCACCGAGAGCCGCUUCCUCCGGCAGCAGUACCAAAGCCUGAAGGCGCGCGUCACGACGCUGGAAAAGCAACAGAACACGAUGGAAAAGCAAAUGCAGAGCAAGUUCUGCAUCAUGCACUUUAACGCGUUUGUCUCCAAAACGCCCAAGAAGACGCAGGAAGCGCAACAUUCGGCCGCCAUCAUCGACCGCGCCGAUCGUCACUGGGUGCUGCGAGUGUACCCGUUCGAGACCUCCCUGCCGGACACCAAUCUCAAGGUGUUUGUCGUGCUGCGCAAGGGAUCGCGCACCAAGUGUCGCUACUUUAUCGAACUGAUCCACGACAACCCGCAGCAGAGCGUGCUCCAAACGACCGAGAGUCUGUUCGAGUCGAUCGACGCCGGGUACGGAUGGCACUGCUUCGUCGAUCGCAAGAAGCUGAUGGCCGAUGCCGGGUUCUACCCGAACGGAAUACUGCGCUUCCGGUUCGGGGUGCAGCCGAUUGAGAAGUGAGGCGGGGUUCGGCGCUUUGUUGAAUAUUUAUAACUUGUUUGACUGAAUUUUGAACUACCGAAGAUAUUUGGUUUUACGUGCUUUCACUCGGAUUACUUUACGUUUACUUGAUUAUCUUACAUAUCGAUAUGUACUUAUCAGUUUGAUUUAAUGCAGAAAUAAAUUAUUGCGACCUACAACUAAA
This is a messenger RNA of Culex quinquefasciatus (southern house mosquito), 2052 nucleotides long. Its product is annotated as E3 ubiquitin-protein ligase TRIM37. Gene Ontology annotation, biological process: negative regulation of centriole replication; protein autoubiquitination. Bases 72 to 1868 code for a protein of 598 amino acids. The transcript is spliced from 2 exons. The record is from RefSeq and is a predicted model, not a curated record. Gene Ontology annotation, molecular function: zinc ion binding; tumor necrosis factor receptor binding; ubiquitin protein ligase activity. Gene Ontology annotation, cellular component: peroxisome; aggresome. NCBI's taxonomy places the organism in Eukaryota, Metazoa, Arthropoda, Insecta, Diptera, Culicidae.